GGCAGGGAGCGGAUCAGCGGCGGCGCAUAGGACGUGUAUGAUACAGAAAGUGUUGGAAGGACCUUUAUAUGAGAAACCAAACUAAGCUGGACAAGACGCAAUAAGCAGUAGAAAAGCAUAAUCUGUGAUCAUGACGACCGAAGUUGGCUCAGAAGCUGAAGUAAAGAAAGAAGCCGAGAAGCUGGAGCCAGACACCGCCAAGGGAAAGCCUGAGGAGGCCUUGGAGAGUCUAGAAAAUCAAAAAACCGAAGAAACAGAAGAGACACAAGAUUCUUCCUCUUCCCCAGUACCAACUAGCCAAAGCAGCCCAACUAGCCGGAAGGAGAGAGAUCCGUCUGAAGGCAAGGGUAUUUCUCGCUUCCUCCCCCCAUGGCUUAAGAAACAGAAAUCCUAUAGCUUGGCAGAGCCCAAAGAUGAAGCUAAGAAAAAGGCUGAGGGUGAUGAACAUGUUGAAGAAUGUGAAUGUGAGCUUCCAGAGGAGGUGGCUGAGCUGAAGGGAGAAGCAGCAGCUGAGAACCAUCAGGCUAAGACAGAUGACAAAGAGGAAGAAAAGCACUCUGUUAGUAGUGCUGAGACCCAGCCAGCUAAGGAAGACAGUAAAGAGAUUGAAGUAGAAAAGGUUACAGAAGAACCAGAAGAAAAGCUAGAAGAAGAAACAAGAAAAAGGGAGACCAAAGAGGUACAGACAGCUGAAAUCAAAAUGGAGAAAGCUCCUCAAAAAGCUCCUAAGAAGAUUAAAACUGUACAGUGUAAAGUGAUGCUCCUGGAUGGCACAGAAUACAGCUGUGACCUAGAGAAACGAGCUAAGGGGCAGGUGCUAUUUGACAGGGUGUGUGAACAUCUCAAUUUAUUGGAAAAGGACUAUUUUGGCCUGCUGUUUUAUGAGAACUCAGAUCAGAAGAACUGGUUAGACUCAUCAAAGGAAAUCAAGAGGCAAAUUCGAAAUUUGCCUUGGCUAUUCACGUUUCAUGUAAAGUUUUAUCCUCCUGACCCUUCUCAGUUGACAGAAGACAUUACCAGAUAUUUCUUGUGCUUACAGCUUCGUCAGGAUAUUGUUUCUGGCCGACUGCCGUGUUCGUUUGUGACUCAUGCCCUCCUUGGUUCAUAUACCCUGCAGGCCGAGCUAGGUGAUUAUGAUCCAGAGGAGCAUAACAGUGAUUACAUCAGUGAAUUUCAGUUUGCCCCCAAUCAAACAAAAGAGAUGGAGGACAAAGUAGUUGAACUGCACAAGACACAUAGGGGCUUGACUCCAGCACAAGCAGAUUCUCAGUUCCUAGAAAAUGCCAAGAGACUUUCUAUGUAUGGAGUGGAUUUACAUCAUGCCAAGGAUUCUGAAGGUGUGGAUAUCAUGCUGGGGGUAUGUGCUAAUGGUCUACUCAUUUACAAGGACAGACUUAGAAUCAAUCGUUUUGCUUGGCCCAAAAUUUUGAAAAUCUCCUAUAAACGCAGCAACUUCUAUAUCAAAGUCAGGCCAGCUGAGUUGGAACAAUUUGAGAGCACUAUUGGGUUCAAACUGCCAAACCAUCGGGCUGCUAAAAGGUUAUGGAAGGUUUGUGUGGAGCACCAUACUUUCUUCAGACUGAUAUCACCAGAACAGCCUGUGAAGGCAAAGUUCCUGACCUUGGGUUCCAAGUUCCGUUACAGCGGUCGCACGCAAGCACAGACACGGCAAGCUAGCAACCUUAUAGAUAGACCAGCCCCAUAUUUUGAGCGUACCUCAAGCAAACGUAUCUCCAGGAGUCUUGAUGGGGCUCCCGUAGGUAUUACAGACCAAAGUCUGCUAAGGGACUUCUCUGCUACCGCAGCAGGUGAUGAAGCUGCUGUCCUAGCCAAAUUAAAAAACGGGGAAAGUAGAGAAGAGGAUGGAAGCCCAAUUAAAUCCCCACCAUUGGAACUAACCCAGGAUGGAAAGAACAAUUCCUUGAAAGUAGACGGGGAAAAUAUUUAUGUCAGACAUAGCAAUUUAAUGUUGGAGGACCUGGAUAAGACCCAGGACGACUUACUGAAACAUCAGGCUAGCAUUAGUGAACUCAAGCGCAAUUUCAUGGAAUCCACACCUGAGCCACGCCCCAGUGAAUGGGAAAAGCGGCGUAUCACACCUCUGUCUCUACAGACACAAGGGCAAAAAGGAGACCACAUUUUCCAAGGGGAAAUACUGCCUAUAAAGGAGAAGCAAUGGACUGCAGCAACAGGGAUUACUGAAGCAAAACCAGAGGAAACAGACAAGAUUUUUGUAUUCGCAUCACAGUUAUGCAACUACUGCAGCCAUCCCUGGAUCUAUGUUGCUGGGAAAAUGGUUCAUUCCUCAUGAUGCCUAAAUCUGGCUGUUUCAUGUCUCUGCCACUUCCUUUCCAUCUGUAGAAUGGGGAACAUUUUUACCACCUUUGUAAAAUGCUCUAGGAUGUAAUGUCAAAAAGCACCAUAUAAAGUCUGGGUUGUGGUUUUUAUGAUGGUUGCAUUAAAACACUUGCAGUGUUGUUUAGCUGGAAAAAAAGUCAAAGGUAAUUUAAUCAACAUCUCAAAUCAAAAUACAUUGCAAAAAAAGCUGUAAACUUUGUUUUGAUCAUUGGCAGUGCAUAAAUAUUUGGAUUUGUUGCCAUUGCUGUUAAUUGGGGGGGAGGAGGGGAUAUUUCUAUUUUGCUGCUAAUAGCAGCAUCUGAUUUGAAAGGUAAUAAAUAGCACUUUUUGGAUAGAUGAAUGAAGUGUUGAAGAGGAAGGGAAGAACCCCUUUUAGUAGUACAGGUGCCUAGUAAAUGCUAACUUUUAUUAUUGAGAUGGCAGUUUAAAAUUUACAUUAAUUUAUACAUGUGUGUGUAUAUAGCACUCACACACUCUAUAGCUGUUCAUCCAUGGAGAGCCCUGUAAUUUCCUCUCCCUGCCUGCUCCAAUGAACAUAAAUACUGAUUAAUUUUAUUCCCUUAGUAUGAGACACAUUUCCAUUGGGUCAACACCUUUUGUACUGCUAUACCUUUAAAUGCGCAGCAUCUGUGACUUAAUAUUUCUGAUAGAAAACCUGCAAUUAUAGGCAUUUUUUUACAGUUUUGGAUAUCCAGCAUCAUUUAUAAUCACUCCUUUAAGCAAAAAACAAACAAACAAAGGUAACCCCCCCCCAACAAACCUAAAAUGCAGAUGUUUUAAAACAUUUAUUUCAUUUUGGUUUUUGAAUGAGGAAUGAAUGAAUGUCCAAAAAAGGAUUAGGACAAAUUUAACAAACUUCCAUCUAAAUCAGAUAUGUCCCAGGUACCUUGAAGAUGCUUUGUUUUUCUGUUAUAACAAUAUUCAGGGGUCUUUGUUCUCCUCCUCUUCUUUCCUUUCACUUUCAUUCCAUGCAUGUAGUGUGUGUGUGUAUAUAUGUGUACUACGUAUGUAUACGCAGUACUGUGUAUGUGUUUAGGUUCUAUACCACAAGUCUACAAUAAGUCCAUAUUUAAUAAAGUAUUUACAUAACUUUUUAGCUUGGCCCAAAAUGUACUUUUGCCCUAAGAUGUACUUUGGGGUGAUAUGUGGCUUGUAAGUCCCUAAAACAGACAGGCAUAUCUUUUAGUCGAUAGCUACAACAUUUGUUCAGUUUCUACAUUACAUCAGGAUAAAAUAUUAAUUAUGUUAUUGGUUUUAUAUUUUUAAGUAUGUUUAACCUUUAACAUGAUAAAAGAACUUCUGGCAUUCCUUGGGGAAAAACUGAAACAAUUGAUUAUUUUAGCUUUUGGUGAUGGCAGUGAUCAUUUUAAAUAAAGCUCAUGAUUUCUGUUAUCCGUGAUAAAACAGAUUCAUAGUAGUUUGGGGUAUAGAACUAUAGAUAUUUAAGUCGGUUUGUAAGUAUAUGUAUAUACAUGUUUGCCUAAUAGAAUGGAACAGUUUUAAUGUUUUUAAUGCUGAAUUCUUAGAUCAAUGCAUGUUUUGAUUUCCCCUUAAAGUAUUUAUUUAAAAAACAAACCAGAUGUAUAAAGUUAAGCUGGCAAAAAUCUGUUUAAUAUCAUGGACACAUGCCAACUUAGAGCGGGAAAGGAGUAUUCAGGUAUGUCUAGCCCUCUAUUUGUAGUUAAUGCUGUGAGGGAAGACUGGGAAAAUUCAAGAAUUAAUUUAAAGAAGAAAUACUCCUAGCAUUGAAUCUGGAAUUAUAUCUGUUAGUAAACUCUUACCCUUGCAUUAAGAGGUAUGGGAAGGUUUUGUUGAAUCCUUCCAUUUAACACUUCAUAUCUUUACAUUCUGAAAUAAUGUGUAAAAGCAAUAGAGUUGUGGGUACCUAGUAUCUUAGCAUGGUAAAAUAUUGUGAUUGUGAUAGACGACACAUUUCUGUCACUAGGUCUUACUGUAUUAUCACAUUUUUCUGUUUAAAGGCACAGUUUGAUUUUGAUCUUGUAUAAUUCUUUCAGAAAUAUAUUCUUUUUGUUGUCCUGUUUGUUUCUUUUCUUGCUUAACCUCUCCUUUCUUUUGUAGGUCACUGCUGUUUUGUCUUCUACUGUUUUAAUUCUUUGCUUUCCAUUUUCUAACUUGUCUAGAGCCUAGAAGAAGAAAUAACAUCAAUUUUAUUUAGUAAAGAGGGCUUUUCCACUAGCGUGAAAUCUACCUUCUCUUCAGCCACGAUAUGGACACCAGAGGGCACUGUUGUGAAAGAUAAUGUACCUUC
This is a messenger RNA of Alligator sinensis (Chinese alligator), 4627 nucleotides long. It is a transcript of the gene EPB41L2, whose product is annotated as erythrocyte membrane protein band 4.1 like 2. Gene Ontology annotation, biological process: cortical actin cytoskeleton organization. Gene Ontology annotation, molecular function: structural molecule activity; actin binding. Lineage: Eukaryota; Metazoa; Chordata; Crocodylia; Alligatoridae. Gene Ontology annotation, cellular component: plasma membrane; cytoskeleton. The coding region runs from base 131 to 2311 and encodes 726 amino acids. The record is from RefSeq and is a predicted model, not a curated record. The transcript is spliced from 17 exons.